Molecule: messenger RNA, 516 nt
Organism: Rhizophagus irregularis DAOM 181602=DAOM 197198
Lineage: Eukaryota; Fungi; Glomeromycota; Glomeromycetes; Glomerales; Glomeraceae
Source: RefSeq, a predicted model, not a curated record
AUGAAAUUAUGUUGGGCUGUAUCAUUUUGGGUGAAAAAAAACGCAUUUCCUGUUGAUUAUGAUAUCAGCAAGACCAUUGGGCAUCUCAAGAAUGCUAUCAAGGAGAAGAAAAGCGUGGCCCUUGGCAAUAUUGAUGCAAACACUCCGAAAUUAUGGAAAGUUAAUAUUCCUGAAAGUAAAAAACACGAGAUAAAUGAGGGAAUCGACAUCAAAGAAAAAUUCAGAGGUGAGAAAUUGGACAGCAAUCUCAGUACUAUUGGAGAUCAUUUCAAAGAACAACCCCCUAGUAGGCAUAUCCACAUCAUCGUGCAACGCCUCCACCCGAACCAUAGGUGGACCACUUCCAUUCCAAUGAAACGACUUGGUGAAUCUCAAGAUUCUAACUGUGAAUCUGUUGCUCCUUUUGAAAGAGAUUUUUGGAAUGACCUUCCUAAAGUGCAAAUCGUCCUUAAAUCAUCAGAUGGUGUUAACAAAUAUCAGGAGUUCAGGGCCAUUAUCCAAAUAUAUGAGAGUUGA